GACCUCCCGCGCCUAAUUCAGGCGCUUCGGGGUCACAUCCAGUCGCUGCUCACCUGCCCGCGCCGGAAGGUGCCAGUUCCCGACAAAGUGCAGCGUUUUGCUUGCGACCUGCUGCGGGAAUCCUUUCAAGUCAGGAAAGGACAGUGGUCGUGUGUGAGCGAUCAACUGUCAGACAUGGCCGAGUUGGCAGUCAUGACGAUUUGGGAUCGCCUUGACAAUGGCAGGCGGACGGAGCUUUCCCAGAUCUUGCCGGAGGGCAUGUGCCAAGCCUUCUCUUCCAGGAAUACACUCUUCCAGUCGACGGGACACCCGAUCAUCGACUGCGAUGAGUACUUCUCUGCUUGGCGUGAGGAUAUCGCUACGCAGAUCAGCCGAGCUUAUGAGGACUGGGACGGUCGUUGGUCAACCUUCGCUGUGCGACUUAAACCGUUGGGCAUGAUCCUUGGCUUGGAGUUUGCCAGGCCCCAGCGCCUUCCAUCGGAGCUCGAGCGCGAGUACCGGCAGCUGCAGGCGGAGUUCAUGGAGAUCGAAGACCGGAUCCAGGUUUGCGUGAACCGCGAGUGCCUGCGACUGUUUCGCAAGAAGCGCGUGGUUGGUGACGACUCGAGCCAAGAGGAGGAGACCGAGAAAAUGCGCGAUGCGGCAGCGGCGAUGCUGCGAGACAAGUGGCCGCGGCUGUCUUAUGCCGUCGCCCUGUGGGCAACCUCCCCUGUGAAAGAACUGGAGUCAACAAGGCUCUUUCUGCAAGCGGUGGACAAGUAUGUGGCCGAGCCCCUCUAUCAGGCCAAUUCUUGGCUCAAUACGCAGGGCGGCAUCGCGUGCAUUUCUUCUGGCUGUGCCGCUGCCCUGGGUGUUGGCUCCUGUGACCAAGCAACGCUCCUGGCGGCAUUGGUGCGCUCGAAAGAGAUCCUUUCCAAGGCGCAGGAUGCCCUGGAUUCUGACUUUGGCGAGCUCUGCCGACGUCACGGAGGGUUUCGGCGAAGUCAAAAUGCGGGGCUGGGCGCACCGAGCGAAGUGGCCAGGACGGCGCUGGCGGCAGCUCAAGAGUCUUUGAGCACUUUGGAAGCCGACUUGCUCGAGGGAGGUGCUUGCACGGCUGUCCUUGGGCCUGUGUUGUACACCAACCUCGAGUUAUCCAAAAUUGGACUGGAGAAGGUUUCUGUGAUGGACCACCAGGUCACUCUGGAAGUGGCAGCUGGAAGAGGCCCGCUUGCGGAUGUCCCCCUUCGCCACCGCGUGGAUCUGGGCCUCCACCACACUGAGAUCUUGGUGAGUCUUCUUCGGACACUCUUGCCUCAGGCUCUGCGUGCCGGGCGACAGGAGCUGGUCAUGGUGGAGGUGGGAACAGGUAAAGCAACCAGCACGGUCCACGUCCUCAAGACUGUGAAGCAAGCCCGGAUCUUCACCAUCGACCCCUGGAUGGAGCAGAACCGCAGCAGGGCCGCGAGAGGCGCCAUGGGCAUCCAAGCCGCUGCAGAGGCCGAGGCGCGGCGAUCUUUAGAGCCCUGGAGCAGCCGCGUGUCCAUCCUCCAGAUGACUGCAGACGAAGCGGCGAAAGUUCUCGCGGAUUCCGCCUUUGACCUGGUUUUCCUCGACGGCGGCCCCGUGAGGGAGUUGAAUGUCCCCAUCUUCAGGCCGAAGGUGCGCCCGGGUGGCAUCCUCUGUGGCCAUGACCUGCCGCACAGCCCCGACUACGUGCAGGUCAUCCUGCAGCACGUCCCUCCGGGCCAGACGCUGGACGUGGGACCGGACUGGAUGUGGUGGUUCGCAGUCUGA
Messenger RNA from Symbiodinium sp. CCMP2456, 1776 nucleotides. NCBI's taxonomy places the organism in Eukaryota, Dinophyceae, Suessiales, Symbiodiniaceae. The record is from the annotation of a GenBank genome assembly.